ACAAUUCGUGCUUUCAAAUGACAUCUUUUGGGGCUACAAAUAUUAUAAGAGAUGGAUUUAUGCCGACCUUUAAGCGAAUUGAACCAGCGCUGUGCAAUCGCUACAAAUGUUAGAAGAGAAAUCUUGAGUGAACUGCAAAGAUUUUUCCAUCAGCACAAUGAAUUGGUCAAAUUAUUCAAGAAUGCACUGGAUCAGAUGCCCACCGAUGACCAUAAAAUCAUAAUACGUGCUGACAGAACACCACUCGGACAACAUGCCAGGCGAUUUAAUGCACCAACAAUCGUUGAAGUUGCAAUCGUAAUAGUUGGAGAACAAUUUCAUCAAAGAGAUAUUGUUUUGCAUCGUAGGAAUGAGCAACUAAAUCGUAUUUCUGAACUCCAUCGUUGUUAUGACGCAUUACAAUACCCGAUUUUGUUCUGGAGAGGAGAUGACGGGUAUCAUAUCAAUAUACCAAUGGUAAAUGCAAUAACUGGUCAGGAAACAACGCAAAAAGUUAGUGCAUUAUUAUUCGUAUCGAUUGAUGAUUCGUUAUCAAGAUGACAAUUACAUUUUAAGAUGCAAUAAACUUUUUCAUCAAUAUAUUGUGGACAUGUAUGCUAAAGUCGAGAGCGAACGAUUGAAUUUCCUCCGUCAUAAUCAAGCCAGAAUGAGAUCUGAAGAAUACGUACAUUUACGUGAUGCACUAUUGAAUGUUGUGGAUGUACAUGAAAUUGGACGUUUCACGAUAUUACUAUCGUCACAUAUCGGUAGCCCACGACAUAUGCACGAGUAUACCCAAGAUGCCAUGACUUAUGUUCGUCAAUACGGCAGUCCAGAUCUGUUCAUCACAUUUACUUGCAUCCCUAAAUGGACUGAAGUGUAUGAAUACUUAGUUAAUGGUCAAGUGCCAACAGAUCGACACGAUUUAACAGCUCGCAUAUUCUACCAAAAAUUGAAAAAAUUAAUGGAUUUCAUUGUCAAGCUUCGUGUGUUUGGAGAAGUGCGCUGCCAUAUGUAUCGAAUGGCAAAAAAGGGGAUUGCCGCACGCUCACAUUUUGAUAUGGUUGGUACGGAAGUUAACACCAGAUGUGAUCAAAUUCAACAGAAAUUACCAGGUGACAUAAUAUCAUACAAGUCAAUCGAUACUGCUACAACAGAAGAAGACGCAGUAAAUUAUCCUGUGAAAUUUCUAAAUUCUUUGGAGCUACCCGGUAUGCCACCACAUGUUUUAAAAUUGAAAGUGGGUUCCUCAAUCAAGAUAUUAAGAAAUAUCAAUGCACCAAAACUUUGCAAUGGAACAAGACUUUGUAUAAAAAAACCAGAGGGCCGGGGCUAAC
Messenger RNA from Drosophila willistoni, 1316 nucleotides. RefSeq lists its product as uncharacterized. The transcript is spliced from 3 exons. Bases 52 to 540 code for a protein of 162 amino acids. NCBI's taxonomy places the organism in Eukaryota, Metazoa, Arthropoda, Insecta, Diptera, Drosophilidae. The record is from RefSeq and is a predicted model, not a curated record.